Molecule: messenger RNA, 901 nt
Organism: Balaenoptera acutorostrata (minke whale)
Lineage: Eukaryota; Metazoa; Chordata; Mammalia; Artiodactyla; Balaenopteridae
Gene: C17H8orf82
Product: chromosome 17 C8orf82 homolog
Exons: 3
Coding region: 105-761 (218 amino acids)
Source: RefSeq, a predicted model, not a curated record
CCGCCGCCGGAACCCAAAGCGCGAGGUCGCAGCCACCAAGGGACUUACGUUCGCGCAGCACCGCCCCCGCGUGACCCUCUGGCCGCUUCCGGCACGGAAGGACAAUGUGGGCGACGCGCGGAGUGCUGCGGCCCUGGGCCCUCGGCUUGGCGUGGUCCCCGGGGACCCGGGCCUACGGUGGGGGCGGGGGCGUCUCCUACACGCAGGGCCAGAGCCCAGAGCCGCGGACGCGCGAGUACUUUUACUACGUGGAUCAUCAGGGCCAGCUUUUCCUGGAUGACUCCAAAUUGAAGAACUUCAUCACCUGCUUCAAAGACCCGCAGUUCCUGGUCACCUUCUUCUGCCGCCUGAGACCCAACCGCAGCGGGCGCUACGAGGCCUCCUUCCCCUUCCUCUCGCCCUGCGGCAGAGAGCGCAACUUCCUACGCUGCGAGGACCGUCCCGUGGUCUUCACGCACCUGCUGGCCGCUGGCCCGGGGCCCCCGCGCCUCUCCUACUGCGGCGGCGGCGAGGCCCUGGCUGUGCCCUUCGAGCCGGCGCGCCUACUGCCCCUGGCCUCCAAUGGACGUCUCUACCACCCGGCGCCGGAGCGCGCGGGCGGCGUGGGCCUGCUGCGAUCGGCUCUGGCCUUCGAGCUCAGCGCCUGCUUCGAGUAUGCGCCCGGCGCGCCGGAGCUGCCCUCGCACGUGCACUGGCAGGGCAGCCGUUUCGCCCUCACCAUGGACCUGGCCCCGCUGCUGCUCGCCGCCCCGCCGCCCUGAGCGGCGGACUCGCAGCCGCUGGCGCCCCCAGCCCCGCUGCGCCCCCCCGGGCUGCGUCGCUGCGCACGCGCCACCCGGAGAGCGCGCUGUCCGAGUGCGCGUGCGCGGCGGAGGUGCGCCGCGGCCCCGCCCCGCCCGGC